Messenger RNA from Mizuhopecten yessoensis (Yesso scallop), 4540 nucleotides. Its product is annotated as guanine nucleotide-binding protein subunit beta. Gene Ontology annotation, molecular function: protein binding; signaling receptor complex adaptor activity. Gene Ontology annotation, cellular component: cytoplasm; heterotrimeric G-protein complex. The transcript is spliced from 9 exons. Gene Ontology annotation, biological process: G protein-coupled receptor signaling pathway. The record is from RefSeq and is a predicted model, not a curated record. Bases 170 to 1192 code for a protein of 340 amino acids. Lineage: Eukaryota; Metazoa; Mollusca; Bivalvia; Pectinida; Pectinidae.
CGGGGUUUCUUAUACUGAUUCAGGGAGACCGCACCCCAUCAUAGGAAAAGGGAAACUGAUUAAUGCCGGCCAGAGAGCAGUGAUUUCGGGAGACUGUAUGACCGAAUAGUGGGAGUUUUCGGGCCCCCUUUUUAUAUAUUGAUAUUUUUUUCUUUUUUAAAAACUAAUCAUGUCGGAACUGGAACAGCUACGACAGGAAACUGAACAGUUAAAAAAUCAAAUCAGGGAGGCAAGGAAAGCUGCUGCUGAUACCACUCUCAGCCAAGCUGCCUAUGGCGUCGAACCUGUUGGACGGAUACAGAUGCGCACCAGGCGUACCCUUAGAGGUCACUUGGCCAAAAUAUAUGCCAUGCACUGGGCAACAGAUUCUGCAAAUCUAGUAUCUGCUUCACAAGAUGGUAAAUUAAUUGUAUGGGACGGAUAUACUACAAAUAAGGUACAUGCGAUACCUUUAAGAUCUAGCUGGGUAAUGACAUGUGCCUAUGCUCCGUCAUGUAGCUACGUAGCAUGUGGAGGCCUCGACAACAUCUGUUCUAUCUAUAGUUUAAAAACACGAGAAGGAAACGUAAGGGUCAGUCGGGAGUUGCCUGGACACACUGGUUAUCUGUCUUGUUGCCGCUUCCUUGAUGACAACCAAAUAGUAACAAGCUCUGGGGACAUGUCGUGUGCAUUAUGGGAUAUUGAGACAGGUCAGCAGACAACAGCGUUCACUGGUCACACCGGGGAUGUGAUGAGUCUGUCCUUGGCACCAGAUAUGAAGUCAUUUGUCUCGGGGGCAUGCGAUGCCUCAGCAAAGCUAUGGGAUGUCAGAGAUGGAAUGUGCAAACAAACAUUUUCAGGACAUGAAUCUGAUAUAAAUGCAAUCACUUAUUUUCCGCACGGUUACGCAUUUGCAACUGGGUCUGAUGAUGCCACAUGCAGGCUUUUUGAUAUCCGUGCUGAUCAGGAAAUUGGCAUGUACUCGCACGACAAUAUCAUCUGUGGUAUUACGUCUGUGGCCUUCUCUAAGUCAGGUCGUCUGCUCCUCGGUGGUUAUGAUGAUUUCAACUGCAAUGUUUGGGAUGUCCUAAAGCAAGAUAGAGCCGGAGUGCUAGCAGGUCAUGACAACCGUGUGAGCUGUCUUGGUGUCACAGAGGAUGGAAUGGCUGUCGCCACGGGAUCCUGGGACAGUUUUCUUAAGAUCUGGAAUUGAGCCAAGUAUUAGUUAGCCCAUCCGAGGGGAAAUAUACAAGACUUAUUAUUUAUAUCUUAAAACUCAUGUGCCCGUGUUAUAUGGGGGAAAGUAACAGUGUAUUCACACCCAUUAUGGAAACUAUUGUUUUAACAGCUGCGAGGAUAAACAAACUUGUGGUUAAUCUUCCUCUUUUUUUUUUUGUAUUAUCAUUUAAUUUUUUUAUGAUGGAAAAAAAAAAACUGAAUAGGAACUAACUUUCCACGGGACAUAAUGGAUAUUUUUAUGGGAUGGAUUUACAGAAGUUAGGUGGAAAGUGUCACGAAACAGUUGACACUUGGUGUGAAGAGCCCACUGGGCAUAAAGUGUAAGGGAGGUGCCGUGGUAUAUGUGCAUUUACUGAUGGGCUAUUCUAACUGGCAUCUGAAGACCAGCAUUUGUUACCAAAAACAAAUGUCAAAUCAAAGAACUUGAAAAAAUGACUGGUUCCCAUGAAACAAGGCCGAGCUAACAGUACAUCAGAAUAUAUCACAGCUCAUGACAUCAUAUAAGCUUUCUUGGAAGAAAGAUCUUGUGUAUAAAUAAUUAUUACAAUAUAUUCCUUGUCUGUGUGUGUUACAGCAGGGGGACCAUUUCAUCUAAAAAUGGGCCCACAAAAUCUAUUCCCCGUAUAACAAGCCGUGACUGAGGUCGGACUACGUGUUCCGUAACUCGACCUUACAUGUCUGGGAUCGUUCUAACGCUUAGGUGACUGCGAGUGAGGAACAGCUAACGACACAUGUGGAUUAUGAUUGUGAUUUUGUUUUAAACAUUUCAUGUCCUCUUUGUUCAAUCAUGCAAGUGCUCAUUGAUGACGAAGUCUGCAUAUAAAUGAUUGACUGGUAUCUUCUAUAAAUGCCUCCAGAAAUUACUUUAAUAUGGUGAAAAUGGUGUGUUUUUUUCUGAAAAUAUCAAAUUAUUAAUUUAAGAAAGAAAAUAAUUGUUUUAGAAGGUUAUACAGAAAUCAAAACUAGUUCUAUACUUUUUCUUCUGGUAAGAAUUUAACCUGAGCUUAUUACCUAGAUGUAUAUAAUUGGAAGUGAUACAGGCAGGGUGGGUUUUAUGUAUGCGUGAUGAACUUGUUGAUGCAUGAUAUAUGAUAUUUAUGUAUAUGUAGAUACGAAUGUAUUUCAUUAUAAACUAGUAUUGUCUUCUAUUUCGAAGGUUUUAGUGCAAUGAAAAAUGAAAAGAUUAACAACAUACAGCAUGUAAAUGCCUGUUAAUGUUUCUUUUCUCAAUUUCCCUUCCCUCUACCCCAGUUUGUAUAAAACUUGAUGUUUUCACUUCUCAGCUUUGACAUGGUCUACACAUUGAUGUAUAUAUAGCAGUGACAAAGCUGCUGGUAUUUAACUAACCUACCUGCCUUUUACAAUGACGUGACGUCUGAGUAUCAAACAGUUGGAUUCAAUUAAAACAUUUUGAUCGUGAAAACAUACUGCUAUCUCCAAAGGAACAAAUUUUGAAGAAAAACCUCCAUACAGUCUGUGGGGUUUCCGUAAGGUAUCAUUAAACUGGACCUAUGUGAAAGUUACGUGGCCUUGCUUGCUGUUUGUACAUGUUUGUAGGUCCUUCUAGAAUUCGCUUGCACUUCAAUUUUAUCAAAUCUGUGUUAUUUGGAAAUGGAUUUAAAAGACUGUGGAGCUUUGUAAGGCAAUGUGUGCGGAUUGUAUAUUUGCCUGUUUCGUAAAAACCAAUGUUCAGCAUUUCCUUACAGGGAGUCUAUCCGAACUGUGGUCUUGAUUUGAAUGUUAUUAUUGAGCAAAUGUUCACAAACCAGCCAUGCCAACAAAGUACAUGGGGCUAAAAAAAAUCAUACAAAAAAAUGUGUUCUGAAAUGUUGUAUAUUCAAUUGUACUAUCUGGAUAGCAUGUUGCACCUAUGGAUUGGGGUGCAUGUUGUUUCCAAGUAUAUAUAUAUAUACAUAAUUAUUAUUUUUUUUCCUUUAUUUUUUUUUGUUGCGUUUUCUCUUCAAACAUGGCAAAAACUGAAUGAAAGAAAGCGCACAUCUCUUCCGUAUAACUCACCAGUAUCAGGACCCUGAUACAAUAUAGUAAUAUAUGUCAAGCUCGGCAUGGAAAGGGAGCGAGAAUGAAUGGUCGUAUGAAUGUUUGCAUUUGGUGGUAUAGGUAAAGUGAAAGCAAUCUGACCCAUGAUCCUGUCUGGGUCAGUCUGAUGCUUGUGUAUGAUUAUUUACAACCCAGAUUUUGGUCUUCAAGGUUAAUAGGUCAGUCAAUCUUAGUCCCUUGAGUGUUUGUAUUGCAACAUGUGCAAGUGUAACUUUUUAUUUUCUUGUGACAGAUGUGUGUGAACUGAUGCAUGUUGAAAAUGUAGAUAGACUUUUAUCCUGAGGAUUUUCAAAUAUUUCUUCUAACAAAACAAAUUGCUAGACCAAAAUUUACUGAAUCAUAUACAAACAACGUCUUUUCAAGAUAAUUCAUUUCAUCUACUUGUAAACAUUAUACAUAGAGAGCAUAGGUUGAUGUGAAUUUUUUAGUACUGACUAUUCUCUCAUUUCGUUUUUAUAGAUAUUUUUGUUCUUUUUUUUUCUUACAAAUUCCAGAACAAAAAGUACACAGAUUUAGUUUUCCUUUCAGUGAUGCUAAAUCUGUAACUACUACUGUCAAGAUAGUACAGGGAUGUCUUUUCUGAUUCAGUGAUACUAACCUGGAGACCUAAUGUGAAAUGUAAUGGUGAACAGAUUUUUUUUCCUAUAAGAAAACUGCCUAUAAACUAUUUAUUGCCAAUAGCAAUGCCUGUCGUUCCUAGAGAUAGAUACAACACAACACCUACUGUCUGUAAGGUUCAAUUACUUCGGUUAUCAAAUGCCCUCAAUGCCAUGCUCUAGCGGCUCCUCUGUAAUCCUCAAAUAUAAGGUUUCUUCCUAGUUUUGGCAGGUCAUGUACAUAGAUACUGUACCAAUACACCAACAGGAAGUGUUCCUGUUCAAAAAGUAAUCUAAAGAUCGAAUUCUACUCAUUUACCGAUGACCUCAGAUUUAAAAACUGCAUAUGUUAACGGCAAUACGUAAUUCACUAUGGACUCUGAAGGUACAAGGGGCGUGAUUACUGAAAUAAUUAUCUUGGAGAUGAAGAGUUCGGACUACACUAGCCGUUGGACUCUGGUGUAACAGUUGUGUUAGGUGGACAGGCAGGUUCCUUUCUUGUCCUAGUGUAAACGUGAUGUGUGCUAGAUAUAUCUCACCAUCCGCAUCUGUGUGUCUAUUUGAACUAGUCCUACACAUUAAUUAUGAAUAUUAUAUUGUGAAAAUUAUCUGUCAGUGUCAGUGUAACUGUAUUUUUCAUUUGUCAAUAAAGCUUUUUUGUCAUUAAU